CAUCCCAAAAUAAAAGGAGAAUUCAUGACUUGCUCAAAUGAUGCGACUGUAAGGCUCUGGGAAGUUGAAAAUCCAAAGAAGCAGAAAAGUGUUUUUAAACCUCGGACAAUGCAGGGUAAAAAGGUCAUUCCCACGACGUGUACGUACAGUAGAGAUGGGAACCUUGUUGCAGCUGCCUGUCAGAACGGAAGCAUACAGAUCUGGGACCGGAACCUGACAGUUCAUCCCAAAUUCCACUAUAAACAGGCCCAUGACCCUGGUACAGAUACUUCUUGUGUGGCUUUUUCCUAUGAUGGUAAUGUCCUUGCCUCUCGUGGAGGUGAUGAUACAUUAAAAUUAUGGGACGUCCGACAAUUUAAUAAGCCAUUAUUUUCAGCCUCAGACCUUCCCACCUUGUUCCCAAUGACCGACUGCUGUUUCAGUCCUGAUGAUAAACUCAUAGUCACUGGUACCUCUGUGCAAAGGGGAUGUGGCAAUGGCAAACUUGUCUUCUUUGAGCGCAGGACUUUCCAAAGGGUGUAUGAAAUUGACAUCACAGAUGCGAGUGUUGUCCGCUGCCUGUGGCAUCCAAAGCUGAACCAGAUCAUGGUUGGAACUGGAAAUGGAUUGGCAAAAGUGUAUUACGACCCCAACAAAAGCCAGAGGGGAGCAAAAUUAUGUGUGGUUAAAACCCAGCGGAAGGCCAAACAAGCUGAGACACUCACCCAGGACUACAUCAUCACGCCUCACGCCUUGCCCAUGUUCCGUGAGCCCCGCCAACGAAGUACGAGGAAACAGCUGGAGAAGGACAGACUGGACCCCCUGAAGUCACACAAGCCAGAACCUCCUGUAGCAGGCCCAGGUCGUGGUGGCCGAGUUGGAACCCAUGGGGGCACCCUGUCGUCCUACAUUGUGAAAAACAUUGCUUUGGACAAGACUGAUGACAGUAACCCUCGAGAAGCCAUUUUGCGUCAUGCCAAAGCAGCCGAAGAUAACCCAUAUUGGGUUUCGCCGGCGUAUUCCAAAACUCAGCCUAAAACCAUGUUUGCCCAACCCAUUGUGGAAUCUGAUGAUGAAGAAUCAAAGAAUGAACCAGAAUGGAAAAAACGAAAAAUUUGAAGAAUCUCGUUUAAGAGCUGUUUGCAUGGUGCAAGAGGAUAGGGUGCAGUGUCCCGCCCCGCCCCCCCCCAGUGCUUAUGAAAUAAAAAAUACAUUUUUUCAAAAAAAAAAAAAAAAGAAAAGAAAUAAAA
Messenger RNA from Peromyscus maniculatus bairdii (prairie deer mouse), 1229 nucleotides. The record is from RefSeq and is a predicted model, not a curated record. NCBI's taxonomy places the organism in Eukaryota, Metazoa, Chordata, Mammalia, Rodentia, Cricetidae.